ACGGGUGAAUGAGAGAGAAAGACAGGUUGAGCGCAUGCACACUUGUAGUUCAAAACUAAGAGCAUGCAGCAAACUCUUUCACUCUCCAGUUCAACACAGGGGUCAGUGACUACUGCUCUCAGGAUUUUGUGAAUAUGACAUUGUGAAGACUUUUUCAUCUGAGCUUAGUGCUUGAGGACAUGCUAAUAAGACUGAUUCACUGCAUCAGGGGUUUGUCCUGAAUGUGUUCAGCAAUUAACAGUGUACAUCCCCUGAGGAUCAGCUGUGAGGGACUAGCAAACCCUGGAAGACUGCAUGGGGAGGUGUCAAUGUCCACCAAUGUCACUGGAUUCCGGACACAUCGUUCCCCCCAGCAUUUGGAGAUGGACUUGGCCUGGCAGGAACUGAUGGCCAUCACAGAACUUCAGGAGUUUGAGGUACCCAAUGAGAAUCCCUUUGAAGCUAUUCCAUACCUGUCCAUGGAGCCCAUGGUUUCUCAAGGGGGGUUCGCGAUGACUCAGCCGCAGCCAGAACCCAUUCCAGCCACUUGCGAUGCCCAUCCUGCUGGUGUUUAUGAAAAUGCAUACCCUGAAAUGAUGCCACCCUAUCAGCGUUUGAACCCACACAUGGAUAUGCACUACGGCCUGCCUGUCCCCGGUGGCCACGGUUCCUCCAGAAUGCUUGCGAACACGCAAGCUCUUCAUCCACCGCUCAUGAGUCUUUUGGAGCACAUGAACAUGACGACACGCAGUCAUGGGAUUGCGAAAGACGGGGUUAUCAACCUUCACGGCACAGGACAACUCAAACAGGUUUGCGUGGAUGACCUCGAGUCAGAUUCUGGUUUGUCGCUUGGUUCAAGCCCACCGCUUGCAUCUCCUGAGAACGCGGUGCAUGGAGUACCUUCGUACUUGCCUGCAGAUGGUGCAGUGGGCUACGCCGAAGGCGAAAGCAUUGGAGAGCAAUGUCGCAUGCGUCCGAGUUUGCUCGGGCCCCUUGACUACCAGCAGUCCUACAGUUCGUACCCUGGAACUUCUUUUUCCACAACUGCAAACAUGCAACCUAUGAACCAGCAGACUUACCAACCAAUUGCAUCAAUGAAGCAACCGGUUUUACCCACAGCCCUGCAUGAUCUACAACUAAACAGCUCAGGUUUAACAAGACUGGGCUCAUAUCAGUCUACAUACCCAAAGCCAAAGUCAAGCAGCGUUCCCGUACCCCUAAGCAGAGAUGAGAGGAGAGCCCUUGCUCUCAAAAUCCCGUUCUCACUGGACAAGAUUGUGAACUUACCAGUGGAUGACUUCAAUGAGCUCUUGACCCAAUUUACACUGAGCGAUGCUCAGCUGGCACUUGUGCGGGACAUUCGCAGACGAGGGAAGAACAAAGUGGCUGCUCAGAACUGCCGCAAACGUAAGUUGGAGAAUAUUGUGCAUUUAGAAAACGAGUUGGGACAGCUUAGAGCCCAAAGAGAACAUUUAUCCAGAGAGAGACUGGACUUUCAACAAAACCUAGCCAUUAUCAAAUGUCGGCUCUCAGAUCUUUACACCCAAGUGUUUUCACAGCUACGUGAUGAGGAGGGACACCCUUAUUCAGUUGAUGAGUAUUCACUACAACAAACUAACGAUGGCAACAUUUACUUGGUGCCACGGAAUACUGCACUGGAGGGUGAAUGAACUUGUGUUUUUCUAAAGGUGUAAGUCACCCACUGAUGGACAACUAAAUUCAUGAGGUUCCUACAUUUUGUGACCAAUGAAUUUCAAUUACUUUAAAUCAGGGGUGCCCAAACUCGGUCCUGGAGGGCCGGUGUCCUGCAGAGUUUACCUCAACACACCUGCCGAGAAGUUUCUAGUAUGCCUAGUAAGAGCAGAGAUUGUCUUACUGUUGGGAGAUAAGAGGGUCUGUAUUAUUUAGUACUGGAGAAAGUGUAAUGGUCAAAUUGGAUCACAUGUGGCUUGAUAACCAAUCACAUUACAGCCUUGACAUCACUGAAUUUAGGUCAAAGUUGUGCAACACCCUAUCUGCAUUUACAGAUACCAUAGGAAUGAAUGAGAAGUGCCGUAAACUGAAUCCCACCUGUUGCAAGUAGUCUGUGAUUUUUUCUAUAAAACUGAAUUUUUUUCAGCGUUCAAUCCUAAAGUAUUUAGUGCAGGUGGUCGUCAACUCCGGCCCACAAGAUCCAUUUUCCUGCAGAGUCCAGCUACAACCCUAAUCAAACACUCCUGAACAAGUUCAUCAAGGUCUUUAGAAUGACUAAAAGGUUUUACAGGCAGGUGAGUUUGAUCAAGGUUGGAACUAAAUUCUGCAGGAAAAAAAAUGGAUCUCACAGGGCAGACUUGAGAACCUCUGGUUCAGUGUAAAACAUGUUGAAGAUUAGCCAGUAGACUGUUGAUUCAUUAAAUAAGCCAUUUAGUCUUAAAAGCCGUUUAUUCAGCAUAGUGAUGCAUCUCCUCCACUGACAUCAAUUCAAAGAAAACAGCCUCUGGUCUCCUUUCCCAAACUGGAAGUGUUAGCAUUAGCGGUUACUUUUUUUUUGGUUAAAGGUUGCAGGCUUGCCUUCUUUUGGCUAUGGUAGGAGCUUGAUUAACUGGUUCAGGUGUGUAAUUUGGGUUGGCACUAAACUCUGCAGGACACUGGCUCUCCAGGACCGAGUUUGGGCACUCCUGCUUUAAAUCAUUUGUCAUGAACAAAGAUUUAAAAUAACUUCUUAAUUUCAACAGUAAUUUUAGCUAAAGAAAUCAAACUACAAAAUUGCAAAGAGCUGAGAUUAAGAAAACACUUGUUAAUAGCCCAUGCUGCAAUUCUCUUAUUGCUAAAGACAUUUGUACAUUAAAACAUUGGUCUAAAACCUAGAAUCAGUAUUAUGUUCAAACACAUGCUUUCAGUAAACAGGUUUGACAAGACAGAUCACACGAGUUGUAGCAUUAAAAGUUUAUUGUAAAAAAGGUAAAAACAGGUAAUAAAAAUAAAAUCUCUUCAGCUGCAUCUUGGUCCUGGAAAAGAGAACAAGUUUGAGACUUGGGAUAUUAUAAACCAGAUAAAAAGUAUUGCAUUACAAGAGCAAGUACCUUUUAUCAUUUCACCCGUUUAUAGACAGACAAAUGCCUUUUCAUUUCAAGUGAUGAAUUUCACUCAUCAGAUCCUGAAAAAGCAAGAGUAACAA
Messenger RNA from Labeo rohita (rohu), 3136 nucleotides. RefSeq names its product nuclear factor, erythroid 2 (gene nfe2). Gene Ontology annotation, cellular component: nucleus. The record is from RefSeq and is a predicted model, not a curated record. Bases 222 to 1649 code for a protein of 475 amino acids. Gene Ontology annotation, biological process: regulation of transcription by RNA polymerase II. The transcript is spliced from 4 exons. Lineage: Eukaryota; Metazoa; Chordata; Actinopteri; Cypriniformes; Cyprinidae. Gene Ontology annotation, molecular function: RNA polymerase II cis-regulatory region sequence-specific DNA binding; DNA-binding transcription factor activity, RNA polymerase II-specific.